UACUUACCAAAAUCCCCGAAAUCCGCCGAAAUCCCAAAAUCAAAAUAAACACACUUUAUUUCAAUAAACUCAAAGUCAUAAAUUAUAAUAAAAUGAUGAAAUAAACUAGCCGACUAUGCCUCCAGACAACCUGAGUUUGUACCCUUUGAACACAUCAAUAACAUGUGAUGACCCAUUAAAACACCAUCCAAGCAUGCGGAAUGGGGUAAAACCACGGACCAGCAGGCUUGGCCAGUAGCCAGUAGCUGCCACAUCUACCAAUACCAAGCCCACACGACACAGGAAGACCAAGACCAUCAUGAAGAAACUCAGAAACUACCUAGUAAACGUCGAGAAGGAAUACCAAGUAUACUCAUCAUCCGAAAAUGUUAGUGAAGAAGAGCCCAAGAAACGCAAAAAACGUGGCAAAAAACGCAAAAAGAAACGAAAUAAGGAAAACAAGAGUGACACAGAUAGUUCAGAGUACGAAGACUCCGGGAGAAGAGAUAAGAAGCUGUUCUCCCGGAGUGUGCUCCAGCGCGAGGGGACGCUCCGGGACGCCUGCGACACUCCCCCGUACUGCAUGGGCUCGUGCCGCUCCGGCCACCGCCGCCGGCUGCCCUCGGGGCUGGAGAUCUUCGGGCCGCCGCCGCCCCCGCUGGGGGAACGCAAGUCAGUCAAGAAAGUGAGGACCCAAGAGCAAGGGGAAAUAGCCGUGAGCCAGAAUCUGUGCGACAUGGAACCGAAGUGCUCGGAGCCGUGCUCGGGGAGGCAGCAGGCGCAGCGGACCAAGCGGCGCGUGUUCGCGAGGUUCCGAAUGCCUCAGGGGAACCUCACGGCUCGGAUCAGCGAGAUUUGCUACUCACUUUGCAGGGAGUCGUGCAUUUUGGCGUCCAAUCUUUGGCAUCGUGCUACGAAAGAGCUGACGACGUUCGAGCAGGAGCAGCUCCACCCGCGGCUGCAGGCCGUGCUGCUGAAGAGCCUCAGCCAACUCACACUGCCGAUAGAGGAGGAGUCACCGGACGAGGACGAGUCUUCCAUCUCGUUCAGUGAAGGCAGCAAGAGGAAGAAGAAGAAGAUGAAGAGAAAAAGAGGGAAGAGCUCAUUCGACUCUGACUCAGACUCGUCGACGACAUCAAAGAAGAAGAAAAAAACUAAGAAGAAAAAGAGUAAAAAGACGAAGUCAACUUCCGAUGACGAAUCAGACGCCUCGAAAAAGAAAAAAAAGAAAAAGGGAAAGAAAACAAAAGGAAGUAAAUCCGAAUCAACAGACAGUGAUUACGAAUCAGAUUCGUCUACGAAAAAGAAGAAAAAAACAAAGAAGGAAAAGAAAAAGUGAAAGGGAAAGAAUCGAUGGAACACUCGUCCACAAGUUCCUCAAAGAAGAGCUGGUGGUAGUUUAAACAGCCAACAGACGUCCACUACUGAACAUAGGCUACUCACAAACAAACACUCACAGUAAAAAGCCUUUGGUCCGAUUUACAUCAAAUACUUUACUAAAUCAUGUUCUGUCUGAAUUUUUAAGAAUAUUACGUUUGUUAAACCAGUAUGAAGUAAAUCAAAGUUAGUAAUAAUUAA
Messenger RNA from Plutella xylostella (diamondback moth), 1557 nucleotides. RefSeq lists its product as uncharacterized. The record is from RefSeq and is a predicted model, not a curated record. Lineage: Eukaryota; Metazoa; Arthropoda; Insecta; Lepidoptera; Plutellidae.